UUCAUCCCAUGGUCCAAAAAUAUGAAGCAUUUUAAUAAAAAAAAAAAAAAAAGUAACACGCACGUGACGCACAGCAGCAGGAAGCAUUACAGUGAAGAAGAAGAAGAAGAACCACCGCACCGCACCGCACCGCACCGCAGAAACCGACGCCAGUCAUCCCCACCAGUUGGCACCAUCGUCGCGCAGCCACCAAGCCCAUCAUCUCCACCGUCCUAAUUCAUCUCCGCCACCAGAGGCCAUCUGAGAAUGGGUCUUCUUAGCAUCAUUCGGAAAAUCAAAAGGAAAGAAAAGGAAAUGCGAAUUCUUAUGGUUGGAUUGGAUAAUUCUGGCAAAACCACUAUCGUUUUGAAGAUUAAUGGCGAGGACACUAGUGUCAUCAGUCCCACCCUUGGCUUCAACAUCAAAACCAUCUCCUACCAAACUUACACUCUGAAUAUAUGGGAUGUUGGGGGCCAGAAAACAAUACGAUCUUACUGGAGGAACUACUUUGAGCAAACAGAUGGUUUGGUUUGGGUAGUUGACAGUUCCGAUCUCAGAAGGUUGGAUGACUGCAAAAUGGAGCUAGAUAACCUUCUAAAGGAAGAGAGGCUAUCAGGAUCAUCCUUACUGAUACUAGCAAAUAAACAGGACAUUAGAGGCGCACUUACACCUGAUGAGAUAGCUAAGGUGCUGAACUUGGAAGCUAUGGAUAAAUCUCGGCACUGGAAUAUAGUUGGCUGUAGUGCAUACACUGGUGAGGGUCUUCUUGAGGGAUUUGAUUGGUUGGUCCAAGACAUAGCCUCUAGAAUCUACAUGCUUGACUAAUGAUUCUUAUGCCAGUAGUCAUGAAAUGGUUCAACUUAGAAAAGCAUCAUUAACCUAAUAUGCUGUCACUGAAGGACACUGUCUGCUGCAUCAAUGAGAUGUUCUGGAUAGGAUUCUUAUCUCUCUUUUUUCCUUUUAAGUUCAAGCUUGUAGUCUUGUAAGGGAUCGAAAUUUGUAUGAGGGAUUUAAAUUGUUUGCGCAAGAUCAUGUGUUCAAAUUCAUUGUCAUCACACUCUCCCAAAAAGAAAACCAAGUUUGAUAUAUUUUCCGUGCAGAUGAAGUUGAGAAAUAGGAAAAGAAAAAGCUCCCAUCUGCGGAUAUAAUCGUGUAUUAUGAGAAAAAAAGAGUCUUCUUUGGGCACCA
Molecule: messenger RNA, 1167 nt
Organism: Lotus japonicus
Lineage: Eukaryota; Viridiplantae; Streptophyta; Magnoliopsida; Fabales; Fabaceae
Product: ADP-ribosylation factor-like protein 2
Exons: 5
Coding region: 247-804 (185 amino acids)
Biological process (GO): protein folding
Cellular component (GO): cytoplasm; microtubule cytoskeleton
Molecular function (GO): GTP binding; GTPase activity
Source: RefSeq, a predicted model, not a curated record